CUACAUAGUACCUAGGUAUACUUUUCUACUUUUUAUAUGUUGUACAACUCAGCUCGUUCUUACACCUUUCUUUUACAUCUUUAUCUUUCAUCGCGCAAUAGCUAUCCUGCUUUUAUCUGUCAAUCUGUUCAAUCUGUUCACAUCAAACACUCCAAGUAUCGCCUCAACAAUGACAGAAGGUCCUCAAGUUACAGAAGAUCCAGCGGCACAGCGAGCUGCAGAGCAAGCACGCCUACGUAAAGAACGCCGCGAGGCUAAGAUCAAAGCUGGAGGUGCAGCACGAUUAAAUAAGAUCACAGGACUGGGGGGAGGUAUACAACGAGACCCAGUACCUCAACCAUCGUCAGAAACAAGUACGCCACAAAGAACAUCAACCACAUCAACCCCAACCACGAAACCUACCCAGGCAUCGGAACAACAUGGAGACCCAGAUGAAGUCGACAUAUCACAGCACUACUACGAGCCGAGCACCACCGCUCGCUUACCACCCGGCGCCACGCCACCCAACGAUAUCUCCGAAGCCCAGCUGCGGCAGCUGAUCCUCGGCCUCGAUCGCCAGUCCUCCGCCGGUAAUGCCACCAACACCACCCCACCGCAGCCCGGCCGGAACCCGCUUACCAACGGGCCGUUGCCACCGGUCCCCGGCGCGGAGGGCAUGGAGGAUGACCCGAUGAUGAAGAUGCUCUCGCAGCUCAUGUCCGGCGGCAUGCCUGGCGGCGCAGGCGCAGGCGCAGGCGACAACCCCUUCGCCGGGACACCUAUGGAGGGCCUCCUCGGCGGCCUAGGCGGCAUGAACACCAACGGCAACGGUACCGCAGGGCCGAGUCCCAUGCAACAAGCGCAACAAGUCGCCGCCGACAAGAGCGCCAACCUCUGGCGCAUCCUGCACGCGAUAUUCGCGCUCGGCCUAGGCCUGUACGUAGCGCUGUCGACGACCUUCUCGGGCACGCUCACGGAGCGGGAGCACUCGGCCAUCGCCAGCCGCCGGGGCAAAACCUCGGAAAGCACGGAGCAGGACAGCGUGGAGCGCGCGCGGGCGUAUUUCUUCGUCGUGUUCGCGUCGGUCGAGGCGCUGCUGCUGACGACGCGGUACUUCCUGGACAAGGGGAAGGGGCACGGGGCCGCGAAAGGCUGGAUGUGGACCGCGAGCGGGUUCUUGCCGGGGCGCGCGAGGACGUACGUCCAGCACGCGCUGCGGUACGGACAGAUGCUGAGUACGGUGCGGGGCGAUGCGCUGGUUUGCGUGUUUGUGCUGGGAGUGUGUGCGUGGUUGAGGUCGUGAGAAUACCUACCUACUUAUCUAUAUCUUAGGUACCUACCUAGGUUAGGUAGGUAUGGAGGGAGUCUAAAGCAGGUUGUUUUGCUGUUAAUAGAGGGCGUGGAUGAAUUAUACGAUAGGUUAGGUACUGUAGUUGGUUGAUAGAACUGCGCGUAUUUGCGCGGCGGGAAGUAAUAUAAUAUGAUGCAUGCAUGA
Daldinia caldariorum is the source of this 1474-nucleotide messenger RNA. RefSeq lists its product as uncharacterized. NCBI's taxonomy places the organism in Eukaryota, Fungi, Ascomycota, Sordariomycetes, Xylariales, Hypoxylaceae. The coding region runs from base 170 to 1282 and encodes 370 amino acids. Gene Ontology annotation, biological process: retrograde vesicle-mediated transport, Golgi to endoplasmic reticulum. The transcript is spliced from 2 exons. The record is from RefSeq and is a predicted model, not a curated record.